Penaeus vannamei (Pacific white shrimp) is the source of this 399-nucleotide messenger RNA. The record is from RefSeq and is a predicted model, not a curated record. NCBI's taxonomy places the organism in Eukaryota, Metazoa, Arthropoda, Malacostraca, Decapoda, Penaeidae.
AUGGAGAAAUCCUGCAUAAAUGUGUUUGUGUAUGAUGCUCCUGAACAAUCUCAGCAGCCAAGCGGUCCACCACCAAGUGUCCCACCACCAAGAGUUGACCAUAACAUUCUGUUCGUGCGUCUUCCUGAAGGAGGAGCAGGUCCUGAACCCAUCAUUGUUCCUCCACCAAGGCAAGAGAACAUCGUGUAUGUCCUGAACAAGAACGACGGAGCAGGAGGCCAGCGAGUAAUCGAGGUUACUGCUCCUCCAGCUACCAAUCCCGAGGUGUACUUUGUCAACUACGAAGAGGGAGAGAACCCAACUCUUCCUAUUGGUGUGGAUCUUGAGACUGCUCUCAACGCUGCCGCUAGUGCUGGCGGUCAAGUGAUCGGAGGCGGCGGAGGAGCAGAGAAGGAAUAA